AUGAAGCCCUUCAGCUGGGCCAUGGUGUGCAGGGAGCCGUCUGGUGAUAAGAUUGUGCAGGCAGGAGAGGACGAAUGGAUUACUCAAAAGAAAGCUACGACCACUGGCGUAAAGAUAGUUAAAUAUGAUGGCGUCUGGAUGAUCGAGUCCUACGCCACCAUCCUUCGGGAGGAGAGGCUUGUGUUGGCUCGAGUGAAGAAGGCAUCUGAUCUCAAUCUCAAGUGUGGCAUCUUCCGCCUACCACUCGAGCUUCGUCUGUCCAUCUACGACCUCGCUGUCGAGGCGCACAAGCUCCGAGUCUUCCUUCGAGGUCAAUAUGGACAACCCACCGGCAUCACCCUCCCCGAAGUGGCGUAUACCAGCAAGCAGGUCCGCACUGUGUUCCUUCUCCGCCAAUCGGAAACCACCGCAUUUAGCGUUGAGAACGGCCCAGGUAAUGCAGCUUUUCAGGAGUGGCUCGCCAGUGUGGACUUCUCCAGUGUCUCAAACAACUACAAGAACGGCUUCGACGCAAUCAAGGCGUUGACCUUCCCUUUCUUCUCCCGAUUCCCGCUCUGGGUAGUCCCAAUACACAAACCAAACAGCAACGUGCAGCUGAUGGAGCGCUGCAAAACCCUGAAGACUGUUUCUAUGGGCUGGGCGAGUGUCACGCUUUUCAACAUCAAUACUGGAGCUGGAAAGACCAUGGAUCAGUUGAGGGCUGAGUAUCGUAUCGAUGGGCUCCUACAGCUGAAGAAUUUGGAGACGAUCACUCUGGUUGGGUUUGGUAUGAGUGCUUCAGCAUCACCCCAGCUACAGGCGCUUGCAGACUGGUUGAAAAGCAACUGGAGUGGUCACCCUGAGCGUGAGCUCGAAGUGGUGUUGUUGUUGUAG
Messenger RNA from Recurvomyces mirabilis, 873 nucleotides. RefSeq lists its product as uncharacterized. The record is from RefSeq and is a predicted model, not a curated record. NCBI's taxonomy places the organism in Eukaryota, Fungi, Ascomycota, Dothideomycetes, Mycosphaerellales, Teratosphaeriaceae. The transcript has 3 exons. The coding region runs from base 1 to 873 and encodes 290 amino acids.